GGCAACAUCACAUCUCCCACACACACUCCUCUACUACUCAAACCCUCCACUCCUGCCACCAUGCUAGGCAACUUCUCAAAUGCUGUCUUCCCAGGAUGCUACUGGGGCAGCUAUGGCUACCCUCUGGGGUACAGUGUGGGCUGUGGCUAUGGUAGCACCUACACCCCUGUGGGCUAUGGUUUUGGCUAUGGUUACAACGGCUGUGGGGCCUUCAGGUACAGGAGAUACUGGCCCUACACUCUCUACUAAUGGACUGCAGCUCCAGAUGCCUGGAACCUUCCCUCCUGAGGUCGACAAGCACAUCUCCUGUCCCUUCUUUAAUCAGCACCUCCAGUCUUCUUGGUUUUCCACCAGCCUUUCAGAAUCCUAGUGCCAGCAUCCGAAGGUAGAAAAUGAAUAACCAGAGGACAACUUCGGUCUUCAUUGUGGAAGGCGUUUUGCUGCCAUGUUUUCAGGAACUUGGAUUCUUUCCACUUUUUUUUACCUUGCUGCUGAGCCUUGGAAUGAUAAAGUUGUGACUGCCUCUAUCAAAUUCUCAAUAAACUUGUGUCAACCAGCAUAA
Molecule: messenger RNA, 562 nt
Organism: Erinaceus europaeus (western European hedgehog)
Lineage: Eukaryota; Metazoa; Chordata; Mammalia; Eulipotyphla; Erinaceidae
Product: keratin-associated protein 8-1
Exons: 1
Coding region: 61-249 (62 amino acids)
Source: RefSeq, a predicted model, not a curated record